CGAUGCCGACCGAGACGGCGCGAACGCACGCGCGCGGGCUCGUGGAUUAUCUCAACGACGCGUGGACGGCGUACCACGCGACGCGCGCGACGUGCGAGGCGCUCGCGCGGCGAGGAUUCGUCGAGCUCGACGAGCGCGCGACGUGGUCGUUGGCGCGCGGGGGGAGGUACUUUUACACGCGGAACGCGUCGGCGGUGGUGGCGUUCGCGGUGGGGGGUGGAUACGAACCGGGAGAUGGGUUCGUGAUCGUCGGCGCGCACACGGACUCGCCGUGUCCGAAGCUGAAGCCGAACACGCGCGUGGAGGGGGGCGACGAGGUGCGCGUGCGCGUGCAGCCGUACGGCGGCGGGCUGUGGCACACGUGGUUCGAUCGCGAUUUAGGGAUCGCGGGACGGGUGGUGGUGAAAUCGUCGCACACGGGGGAGAUUUUGCAUCGAUUGGUGCGGAUAGAUCGGGCGGUGUGUCGGAUUCCGACGCUGGCGAUUCACUUGGAUCGAAACGUCAACAGCGAGGGGAUGAAGGUGAACUUUCAGCAGCACAUGGCGCCGAUUUUGGCGACGCGCGCGAAGGCCGAAGCGAAAGACGACGACGAGGGUGGGGAGAAAACGACGGCGAGCGACGGUAAGGGGUCGAGCGAACGGCAUCACCCGCUGCUGCUGACGUUGCUCGCCAAGGAACUCGGGUGCGCGCCGGGCGACAUCGUCGAUUUCGAUCUACAGCUGUGCGACACGCAACCGAGCGCGAUCGGUGGGGCGCAGAAUGAGUUCAUUUACAGCGGCCGUUUGGAUAACCUGGCGAGUUGUUACACAUCGUUGCACGCGCUGAUGAACGCCUCGACGGAUGAGGCGUUGGCGGACGCGCGAGGCGUGCGCAUGAUUAUGCACUUUGACCACGAAGAAGUCGGAAGCGAGUCUUCGAGCGGCGCCGCGGGCGCGAUGACCACGGACGCGAUCAAACGCAUCGCAGCUGCGCUGAGCCAAGGAAGCGUGGAAGGCUUGGACGAGCGCACGCGCCGCGCGUCGUUUUGCGUCAGCUCCGACAUGGCGCACGCCUUGCACCCAAACUACGCCGAUCGACACGAACCGGCGCACGCGCCGAAAAUGCACGGCGGCUUAGUCAUCAAGCACAACGCCAACCAGCGUUACGCCACCGAUGCCGUGACGGCAUUCAUGUUCCGCGAGAUUGGCGAGCGCGCGGGCGUUCCCGUGCAAGAGUUCGUCGUGCGAAGCGACACCGGUUGCGGUUCCACCAUUGGGCCGAUUUUCUCCACCCGAACCGGCAUUCGCACCGUGGACGUCGGCGCCGCGCAGCUUUCCAUGCACUCCAUCCGCGAAGUCUGCGGCGCUGACGACAUAGACCACGCCGUGAAGCACCUCACCGCGGUUUACCUCCACUUUAUCGAUCUCGAUCGCACCCUCAUAGUCGACGGAGCCAUCGGCACGCUGUGUCGCCCGUGCGACGUCUUCGAAUCGGCGACGUCCAAGCUCUCCCUCGACGUCCGAGACGACGCCGCCGACGACGCUCGCACGUACGCCGAGUGA
Molecule: messenger RNA, 1541 nt
Organism: Ostreococcus lucimarinus CCE9901
Lineage: Eukaryota; Viridiplantae; Chlorophyta; Mamiellophyceae; Mamiellales; Bathycoccaceae
Exons: 1
Coding region: 3-1541 (512 amino acids)
Biological process (GO): proteolysis
Molecular function (GO): zinc ion binding; aminopeptidase activity
Source: RefSeq, a predicted model, not a curated record